AGUCAAAGCUGCGUCCUUGGCCAACACUGACCGAUCCCAUUUCACCAUGACGGCCAUGACACCAGAAGAAAAAUUUGAGCUCAUUAACCGCAACCUCCAAGAGGUGCUUGGAGCGGACCAGAUCAAACAGAUCCUCGCACAGCGGGAUUUGAAUUUGUACUGGGGUACAGCGCCUACGGGGAAGCCUCACAUUGGCUACUUUGUGCCUAUGACCAAGAUUGCGGAUUUCUUAAAGGCGGGAUGUCAUGUUACGAUUCUCUUUGCCAACCUCCACGCGUACCUCGACAAUAUGAAGGCUCCUUGGGAUCAACUAGAGCUCCGCACAAAGUACUAUGAAGCGACCAUCAAGGCAAUGCUCACUUCCAUCGGUGUCCCAUUGGAUAAACUCAAAUUCGUCGUGGGAACAUCGUACCAAUUGAGCCAGGAAUACUCACUGGAUGUGUACAAAAUGCUCGCAAUCACGACCGAGCACGAUGCCAAGAAGGCUGGCGCCGAGGUCGUCAAACAGGCUGCGUCACCGCUCAUGUCCGCGCUUGUCUACCCUCUUCUCCAGGCUUUGGAUGAGGAGUAUUUAAAAGUAGAUGCCCAGUUUGGUGGAGUAGACCAGCGAAAGAUUUUCACGUUUGCGGAAAAGUACAUGCCAAAUCUUGGAUACAAGAAGCGGGCACACCUUAUGAAUCCCAUGGUGGCCGGUUUGCGAGGAUCCAAAAUGAGUGCGUCAGACCCAGAUUCCAAAGUGGAUUUACUAGAUGAUGCCAAAACUGUAGCCCGCAAGAUCAAAAAGGCGUUCUGCGAGGAAGGGAACGUGGAUGAUAACCCCCUUUUGGAGUUCCUCAAAGUCGUCGUCUUCCCUGCCCGAUCUUUGACUGACCCAACCUACAAAUUUGUCGUCAAACGACCGGAAAAAUUCGGUGGAGACAUUGUAUUUGACUCUUACCAACAAAUCGAAGAUGCCUUCCGCGAAAAGAAAUUGCAUCCGGUGGAUUUGAAGACUGGGACGGCGGACGCCAUCAACGCACUCCUGGAGCCCAUUCGAACUACAUUCAAGGACGAAGCAUUGAUUCAAUUGUCCAAAGAUGCGUACGGAGACGCUCAAGCAGCGGCCAAGCAGAUCAAGAAACCCGUGCAAAACUCUGCAGAACCUGAUGUGGAAAACAUUUCCAAAUUGGAUAUUCGUGUCGGGAGAAUCGUUGACAUUAAACUCCACCCGGACGCUGAGUCCCUCUACGUAGAACAAAUUGACCUGGGCGAACCUACUGGCCCACGGACGAUUGUUAGUGGUCUAGCUAAGCAUAUUCCCCUCUCAGAACUCCAGAACCGUACCGUUCUCGUCCUUACCAACCUCAAACCCAGCAAACUCCGCGGCAUUGAAUCCAACGGCAUGGUCUUGGCAGCUUCCACCUCAGACAACACAACUGUCGAGCUCCUCGAUCCUCCGUCGGAAGCCUCUGUAGGCGAUCACGUAUCGUUUGAAGGGUUCGACUACGCUCCUGUACCCAUCUUGAAUCCCAAGAAGGAUGUGUGGAAAAAGUGCGCGGGCGAAAUGAAGGUGGACGGCUCGGGGGUUGCGGUUUUCAGGAACGUGCCUUUCGUGGUGGGUGGGGGUGCCGUCAAGGCACGCAGUUUGAAAGAUGCCUUGAUUGGAUAAAUGUUUUGGGUUGCGGUUAUAGAUGUGGAACUCGUUGGUUAUAUGUACUAGAAAUCCAAUUUAUAUACAUGUAUUUCAGGAUUGUUGGGCGGACCUGACAACGCCAUGACUUUAGAAGGUUGGCCAACAAUAUGAAUGAGGAGGGGAGAUGCACCUAGUAUACAUUAACCUUUGACUCAAACACACACAUAUACAUACACACAACAACCACAAUUGACAAAGUAUGACCCAAAAGAAAAAAAAAAUAAAAGAAAACCAAGGACAUGUUCAC
Molecule: messenger RNA, 1919 nt
Organism: Spizellomyces punctatus DAOM BR117
Lineage: Eukaryota; Fungi; Chytridiomycota; Chytridiomycetes; Spizellomycetales; Spizellomycetaceae
Product: tyrosine-tRNA ligase
Exons: 4
Coding region: 47-1648 (533 amino acids)
Biological process (GO): tyrosyl-tRNA aminoacylation
Molecular function (GO): tyrosine-tRNA ligase activity; ATP binding; tRNA binding
Source: RefSeq, a predicted model, not a curated record